This is a messenger RNA of Nicotiana tabacum (common tobacco), 1921 nucleotides long. Lineage: Eukaryota; Viridiplantae; Streptophyta; Magnoliopsida; Solanales; Solanaceae. The record is from RefSeq and is a predicted model, not a curated record.
CAUUGUUGUUGUUGCUGUCUAUAUAUUCUACCUAUUGUGGUUAGCGAUAACCAACUACCUACGACUAAUAGCCUAGCUGUUACCACAUUUAUCUAACUGCUAAUAAUGCUCCUGCAGCAAUUUUGUGCUCUACUUAUUGUUGCAAUUACCUUUUCCAGCCCAACUUUUUGUAGACAAGAUUAUGUAUCAGCUGUUGGUGACCCUGGAAUGAAAAAAGAUGAUCUUAGAAUAGCAAUUGAGGCAUGGAAUCAGUGCAAUGAGGUUGGUGAAGAAGCUCCAAAUAUGGGAAGUCCCAGAGAAGCAGACUGCUUUGACAUUGAUAAUUCUACAACCCCUAUUAGGUUAAUUCACAGGGUAAAUGAAGAAGAAAACAAGCUUGGCAUAUCAAAUGCUUUUUCUCAAGGUUUAUGGACAUUAUCUGCUGAUCAAUAUGCAGCAUGGAAAGAAAUAUAUCUUGGCAAUAGAUGUGAAGUCCAAGAUGAGCCAAAAUCUUGGCAGUUUUGGAUGAUAAUGCUCAAGAGUGGAAACAUGGACACAUUAGCUGCUAUAUGUCCUAAAAAUGGCAGAAAAGCAUAUCCCUUUCCACCAGAUUCCGGAUUUCCUUGCUUCGGCGAAGGUUGCAUGAACAUGCCACUGAUUUAUCACAACUAUACAAGAAUAGAAGAAGGCAAUAAACUUAAGGGAAGUUUUUAUGGAACUUGGGAUUUGGAUGCUGAUGUUCACAAGGCAGAAGUAGAUAAUGAUACAUCAUAUUAUGCAGUGAGGUGGGAGAAAGAAGUUGGGAAGAAGAAAAGUUGGAUCUAUCAUCAUGUGUUGAAGACAUCAAAAAAAUAUCCAUGGUUGAUGUUGUAUUUAAGAUCAGAUGCCACAAUGGGAUUUUCUGGUGGAUACCAUUAUCAAACCAGGGGAAUGAUGAAAAGUAUCCCUUCUUCACCUAAUUUCAGAGUAAAAUUCACAUUGGAGAUAAAGAAAGGUGGAGGACAAAGGAGCCAAUUUUACCUCAUGGACAUUGGUGGUUGUUGGAAGAACAAUGGCAAACCUUGCGAUGGCGAUGUCACAACAGACGUUACUCGAUACAGCGAGAUGAUCAUAAAUCCUGCUAUAGACUCAUGGUGCAAUCUGAAUAACCUAAGAUCAUGUCCACCUUACCACACCUUCCCCAAUAGAACUCGUGUCCAUCGGUCGGACAAAAGCAACUUCCCCUAUGAGGCUUAUCACUACUACUGUUCUCCAGGAAAUGCUGAAAAUCUUGAGAAACCUUAUAAUUUGUGUGAUCCAUAUAGCAACCCCCAACCUCAGGAAAUUCUGCAAAUUUUGCCUCAUCCAGUUUGGAGAGAAUAUGGAUAUCCAACAAAGAAGGGUGAAGGCUGGAUAGGUGAUCCUAGAACAUGGGAACUUGAUGUUGGGAAACUUUCAGAGUCCCUUUACUUCUACCAGGAUCCUGGUACUCCACUAGCCAAGAGAUAUUGGCCAUCCAUUGAUUUAGGAACAGAGAUUUUUGUCAGUGACAAUGAAUAUGCAGAAUGGACAGUUAGUGACUUUGACAUCAUCGUUCCUAGUGGCAAAUGAUCUCAGAAACUAUUGCAAGAGUGUCUGUCAAUACAGGGAAGAAGAAAAAAGAAUUCUAGACGACUAAGUUCUAAAUUCUCAAUUAUUUCCUCAAAAUGAGAUUUCCAUUGAGUACUCAUGUCACAGCGAACUCUGAAAACCUCGUAUUUCUUAGGGACAUCUUUUACCUCAGAGUAUUAAGAAACAAUUUGAAUUAGAUGCAUGACAACAAGGUUUGCUCAAGAUUAACAGGAAAAAAGAAAGCUUCAAAAUGGAUAACAGGAAAGCAGGGAAACAAGAUUGGAGUUGCAGUCUAAAUGGUAGCAACUUCAUUUAAGUGAUAAAUGUUUAAAUAUAACAUGUUGAGAGUCUU